GCUGUUCGACGUAAACAUUACCACUCCGUGCGCGCGCGUGUUGGGGGGUAUUUAAACGUGAAACUUUUUUUAUUUCCUUUCUUCUUUAAUCUUCCGAACCAGUUCCUGAUGGCAGAAACCGCGCCCGCGCCGGCGGCCUCCACGGCCAAGACGCCGAAAAAAAAAUCCGCCUCCAAGGCGAAGAAGUCCGGCCCGAGCGUGUCCGAUCUGAUCCUGAAAGCCGUGUCGGCGUCCAGCGAGCGCAAAGGCGUGUCCCUGGCGGCGCUGAAGAAGGCGCUCGCGGGCGGCGGUUACGACGUCGAGAAGAACAACUCGCGCGUUAAGCUCGCGCUCAAGGCGCUCGUCAAGAAGGGCGCGCUCGUGCAGACCAAAGGGACCGGCGCGUCCGGCUCGUUCAAAGUCAGCAAAGGAGCGGUGACGCCGAAGAAACCCGUCAAGAAGCCCGAGGUUAAAGCCAGGAAACCCGCGGCGAAGAAAACGCCGGAGAAAAAGGUCAAGCCGAAGAAGUCACCGGCCAAGAAGCCCGCGGCCAAGAAAGCGCCUAAGAAAGUAAAGAAACCUGCGGCAGCUGCGGCUAAAAAGGCCACCAAGAGCCCGAAGAAGGCGAAGAAACCUGCACCUAAGAAAGUGACCAAGAGCCCGAGCAAGAAGGUGAAACCCGGGAAGCCUAAAGCGGCCAAACCAAAAGCCAAGGCGAAGAAGGCGGCAGGGAAGAAGAAGUAAAGAGACUCUUCAUCAUCACGCCGAGAAUCCAACCAUCAAUAACGCUCUCACAGGGCUGAGGGGGGAGGGAGGGAGGGGGGUUACGGACUGAGCAUGCGCAUAAGGGAUCCGAACAUAUGAUGUGUUUAGAGACUUGAAACACCAGCGAACCUGAUCAACAAUCAAGUCUCCAUCCGGGUUUUCCACAGGGAAUAAUUUCACUUUUCACAUCAAAUCUGGUUUGUGUAUAUUUCAUUUUUUUUUUUUUUAGGAUACAUAAAUGUCUUUCAUUUGUACCGAUAUAAAUUUGUUCUACCAAAAUCCCAUUUUGUAUACUUGUAAUUUCCGACAAAUAUAAUUGUAACGUUGUAUUUUGUCUGCUCCGUCCAACUUCCGCUUAAAAAAAAAAAAGUUUGCAAGCGGAACUGACGUCACUGCGACCUAACUCCCAAUGGAAAUAAUUGAAUGGAAACCUAGCUAUUAUUAAGUGAACUCUAAAAAAAACAAAACAAACAAACACAACACACGAUCACUACCUCUGCACAACCUGAUACACAACACACACCGAUCCGAUUACGGCUUUGUGCAGCUUUUUUUCGAUUCCUAAAGCAAGCCGAGAAACACACACAAACACACACACACACACACACACCAGUCCUCACACUAAAACUCCAAAACACAUCACAUAUAUAAAAUGUUUGAAUCCCCUCACUGUCAUUUUAUUAUUAUUAUUCGUGUGUUCAAAUGUUAUUCCCAUUCAGUUCCUCUCUGUAAAUAUAAACCUACUGAUUGAAACUUUCUGUAAAUAUCCAGAACAAAGAUGUUAAUUUAUUUAUUUGUGUAACAAUAACAGCUUUUCUGUAGUCGUAGUUGUAGAACAUGCCUCUCUUUCCUUUUUUUUUUUUUUUAAAUCUUUAUGCAUUUAUGUAAAAAAACAAAACAUUUUAAUAAAAAACAGUUCAAAUAAAAA
Molecule: messenger RNA, 1672 nt
Organism: Silurus meridionalis
Lineage: Eukaryota; Metazoa; Chordata; Actinopteri; Siluriformes; Siluridae
Product: histone H1
Exons: 1
Coding region: 109-723 (204 amino acids)
Biological process (GO): nucleosome assembly
Cellular component (GO): nucleosome
Molecular function (GO): DNA binding; structural constituent of chromatin
Source: RefSeq, a predicted model, not a curated record